Molecule: messenger RNA, 1455 nt
Organism: Aspergillus novofumigatus IBT 16806
Lineage: Eukaryota; Fungi; Ascomycota; Eurotiomycetes; Eurotiales; Aspergillaceae
Gene: nscB
Product: metallo-beta-lactamase type thioesterase nscB
Exons: 3
Coding region: 315-1259 (314 amino acids)
Biological process (GO): secondary metabolite biosynthetic process
Source: RefSeq, a predicted model, not a curated record
CUCAUCUCGAUAGCAUACCAGGCUCUUUCUGCAUGACCAACCUGGCUGUACCGCAUUUUCUUCCACAAUGCUGCCUAGAUUCAGGGCGUAUUGCUUAUGUUCGUCUCAAUCUCCAUCACAAGGGUAGCCUGCUACAAAGCAAGCCUCGGAUUUUGGCGUCUCGGCAUCUCUGAUAUCGGAUUUUAGCAUUCAACAUGGAGCAACAGCCCGGAUUAAAACACAACAAAACCUUUCUGCCAGCUCCCUACCCUAAGAUAAUCUGUAUUCGCUGAGUGAGAAAUAUAGAGUCCUGUAUACUCUGCGGACGCAAUACAAUGGGCCUCCGCAUGCCAUUCAACCAGGCCUUCUGGGAGGAUUACCUCUCCGGGCAGGAUGCUACUCUCCCUUCUCUCCCCGAUACCUCAACCCUCAGCAGCAGAGUAAUCCGCAUCCUCGGCGGGAAUCCAGGUGCCAUGCACCUACAAGGAACCAACACCUAUCUAGUCGGAACAGGGCCGUCUCGCAUCCUGAUCGAUACCGGGCAGGGUCUCCCCAUCUGGCUCAGCCGCAUCACUAAGCUCCUGCGCUCGAACAACAUCUCCAUCUCACAUAUUCUCCUCACCCACUGGCACGGCGACCACACAGGCGGCGUCCCGGAUUUAAUCUCCUACAACCCCACCCUCGCCGAACGCGUCUACAAAAACCUCCCUGAUCCAGGUCAAAAGUCUAUUGACGAUGGACAGAUCUUCGCUGUGGAGGGGGCGACCGUCCGCGCAGUCUUCACGCCCGGCCACUCGGUCGACCACAUGUGCUUCUUGCUUGAGGAAGAGAACGCCCUGUUCACGGGGGAUAAUGUGCUGGGGCACGGGUUCAGCGUGGCCCCGGAUCUGGGACGGUAUAUGGAGAGUCUGGAGCUGAUGGCGGGCUUGGGCUGUGUGCUUGGGUACCCUGCGCAUGGGGCUGUUAUUGGUGACCUUCCUAGCAAGCUGGAGGAAUAUAUCCGGCAUAAGGAGAUGCGUGUGCGAGGGAUUCUAGGGACGGAAGGCAGGAGGAAAGGGGGUAUGACACUGCACGAAAUUGUGAGGGCAAUGUUUGGGGCGGUGCCGGACGAGGUGAUUGACCAGGCUUUGGCGCCGUUUUUGCUGCAGGCUUUGUGGAAGCUGACAGAAGACCGGAAGGUGGGAUUCGAGCCAGGGGAUCCCGUCAAGAGAAAAUGGUUCGCCGUUGCCCGUCGAACGACCAGACCACCUAGGCAGUACGGGUCGGUUGCACGUCAAUAAUCCUGCUCGGGUUAUGCGGAUGUUUAUCGUCUGCGCACGCCCGAAGACGGAAGCCCAUGCUUAAUCUCCCCUCGCGCAAUCUUCUCAGUUAGCGAUCCUGCACUCCUGUCUGCGCCUGAACCUUCAAGACGGUCAGUAUCUGGCAGCGCUGUUCAUUCUGUAUAUACAUCAGUUGAGAAUUACAAAUGGAGUUAUG